This is a messenger RNA of Mytilus trossulus (common blue mussel), 4031 nucleotides long. RefSeq names its product protein qua-1-like. The coding region runs from base 119 to 3934 and encodes 1271 amino acids. Lineage: Eukaryota; Metazoa; Mollusca; Bivalvia; Mytilida; Mytilidae. The record is from RefSeq and is a predicted model, not a curated record. The transcript is spliced from 17 exons. Gene Ontology annotation, molecular function: serine-type endopeptidase inhibitor activity.
UGCUGAUUGGUGGCCUCCGCUUACUUCCGGUGAUAACUGGAAAAUAAUCAGACGUCAAUAAAAACUGUAAAUUAAAGUUGACCAAAAGAGGGACGAACAAACUGAAAGAACAAACAGAAUGAUAUUUUGGAUUACCAUCUCAAUAGCAAUUACAUCAAUUUGGGCGUACGGACCAUGCCCAAACCCUCCACGAUGUGCACCGGGCUGUUUUAAACUUGACGAAAGGGGAUGUCUUCUCUGCGCUUGCGGUGUAUUAAAUUUCCACCCUGGAGGAUACCACGGAAUGCCACAAGUUCAUAUGGGUGGUGGAGGAUUUGUACCUGGACAAAUGCCAGGAGGUGGCAUGUUUGGAGGACAUAAGGCACAGACACAGUCACAGGCCAAACCAUUAAGUCAAUGCCCAGGAACGAAGUUAUGCAUGCAGACUUGUAACGGAAAGUAUUCCCUUGGUAAUAAUGACAGAAAUGGAUGUAAAAUAUGCACCUGUCACACAACACACGUGUCCACACAACACACUAGUAACACUGUAUAUGUCGCACAGCAACAAUCAAAACCACAACCUCAACCACAUAAGACAUACACGUACGUUGUACAACAAGUACAACAUAAAGAAGCAUCCUGUACUGGAACAAAACUAUGUAUGAUGACUUGCAAGUCUAGAUAUGUUCUCGGGGCUAAAGGUCGAGAUGGAUGCAACACCUGCACGUGCAUCCCAGAACCAACACCAGCACCAACAAAAGCUCCCGCCACAAUGAGCUGUAUGUCUACUGUUAUGUGUAUGUUAACAUGUAAGAAUGGUUAUCAACUUGGAGCUACUAAGACUGAUGGCUGUCAGGAAUGCGCAUGUGUUGUUCCACAAGUAGUAAAGAUGGAAGUGACCUGUGCUAGUAAACUGACGUGUUCAUCAGGAUGUAACGUAGGUUACAAGUGUGGAACUGAUGGAUGUCCAACAUGUGGCUGUAUUAAACCUCAAGUUGUUGGACUCAAGGUUGUCGAAGUAGUUCAGAAACAAGUCACGUGCAUGUCUUCCUUCUCCUGUCCCAGUAAAUGUUCCCUAGGUUACAAAUGUGGUACCGAUGGAUGUCCCACGUGCGAAUGUUUGGUAGCAGUACACACAGAAUGCAAUGACUGUAGUAAUGUCAAUAGUGGUAGCAAUCACGUGUAUAUCACUCAGACAACCAAUCAGUGUCAUGAUUGUGACAAUACACAUACAUCAACAACCAAUCAAAUCGCAACUCAGAAUACCGGUUCAUGUACUGAUUGCGGUACUGGUACAGGAAGUGCUAACAUAGCACAAAAUAGUGGCAUGAAACCAGGUCAAAGUGGUUCAGGAGGAUUUCAGUCACCUUUUACACCAGGCAGUGGUGGAAUGGGUAAUGGUCAAGGUGUCAUGACAAACAAUGGACAGAAUGGCGGAACGAACACCGGACAAUCCCUAUUUAAUACAAACGGAGGUGGUAUUACAAACGCAGGUGGGGGCAUGACUAAUACAGGGACUGGAUAUAGCCAUAGUCAAGGACAACAUGGAAGUAAUUCGAUGGGAACUGGCGGAGGAAAUACGGCUCAAGGUAAUUUGCAACAAUCCAAUACUGGUAGUGGUCUCUCACAGAGUGGUCUUGGAACAGGAACCGUAUCCCAGUCCUUAGAAAAUACCAUGGGAAAUCAAGGACCUUCGGCCGGCAUAAAUACUACUGGUACAGGGCCAUUUGUUGCUUCUGGAUAUGGAUUCUUUGGAAAUGAGGGGUUUAAACAGAGUCCGUAUUCACAAGCAAGUGGAGGUAAUACUGAGAAAGGUCCUUUUGCCCAAGCAGGGGGUAUUUCUGGAAAGAACCCAUUUGCACAGGCUGGAGGAAAUACAAACGGACAAAUAGGUUCAAAUUCUGGUGGUGCUCAAGGUCCGUUUAGUUCUAUGCAAAACGGACAAGGAUCAGUAGCACACAGUGGUCAAGGUACAUCAACUGGAGGGAACCAAGGUCCUUUCAGUUCAGGGCAAAAUGGCCAAGGUUCUUCGAGUGGUGGUAAUCAGGGACCAUUUAGUUCAAUGCAGAACGGAAAAGAUCCGACUACAGAUGGUGGACAGGGUCCUUUUAGUUCAACUCAAAAUGGACAAGGUCCAUCAACCGGAGGGAACCAGGGUCCUUUCAGUUCGGGGCUAAAUGGCCAAGGUCCUUCGAGUGGUGGUAAUCAGGGACCAUUUAAUUCAAUGCAUAACGAAAAAGGUCCGACUUCAGGUGGUGGACAGGGUCCUUUUAGUUCAACUCAAAAUGGACAAGGUUCUUCGAGUGGUGGUAAUAAGGGACCAUUUAAUUCAAUGCAUAACGGAAAAGGUCCGACUACAGGUAAUGGACAGGGUCCUUUUAGUUCAACUCAAAAUGGACAAGGUUCUUCGAGUGGUGGUAAUAAGGGACCAUUUAGUUCAACGCAGAGCGGAAAAGGUCCAACUACAGGUGGGGGACAAGGUCCUUUCAGUUCGGGGCAAAAUGGACAAGGUUCUUCGACUGGUGGUAAUCAAGGACCAUUUAGUUCAAUGCAGAACGGAAAAGGUCCGACUUCAGGUGGGGGACAAGGUCCUAUAAAUUCAAUGCAAGGCGGGUCAAAUGGGCUUGCUGGAUUACAAGGAAAUGGCAAUGUUGAUGUGUCCCAUAUUAUUAAAAAUUGUCCAGAGACUAUGCACUGCAUGGGUCAAUGUCCAAUGGGAUAUCAACUUGCAGAAGCCGAUAAAAAUGGUUGUCCUAAUUGUUCCUGUCUAACUGGAAAUGGAGAAACAAUGCAAGGUCUACCUCAUCAAAAUCAGAUCAACGGUCAAGGUCAACUUGGCAAAGGUUCUGGUCCCUUUACAUCAGGAGGACAACAAACAACAGGAAGUCAACAGACCAGUGGUACUCAAACGACUGGAGCGCAGCAAACAACCGGAGGAAAACAAAUAACCGGAGGACAGCAAAUAACCGGAUCACAACAAACAAGUACUGAUAAUAAUAAUGCACAGCAAUCUAUUGUUUUGUCUUGCCCGACAACCUUUAACUGUCCUUAUGAAUGUUCGAUUGGUUACAUUCCUGGACCUGAUGGUUGUCCAUCAUGCGAAUGUGCUGGAGGUUAUAUAACCACGUCACCUGCGGACUGCAUGGGGACAUUUGCCUGCUCCGACAUCUGUAAAUCAGCGUACAUGCGUGGAUCUGAUGGAUGUCCCAAAUGUGACUGUAUAAAAAAACAAAAACCAGUGAUUGUAACAGAGCCUUUAAAACAACCAUCAAAAACUGAGACAGUCACCUUAUUGAAACAGUGCCCUGCAACAUUCAAUUGUAUGACGUCAUGUAAGGAAGGUUACACACUGGGUAGUGCUGGUCGGGAUGGAUGUCCUGCUUGUACCUGUGCUACAGUACAAAAACAAACAUGCAAUGAUUGCCACACAUCACGAAGUUGUGAUGCUACAAUAUCCUGUAUGGCAACCUGCGAGCACGGAUAUAUCCUCGGUGAUAAAGAUAACAAUGGCUGCCCGUCAUGUCAAUGUCAGGCAUGUAGUACGUGUGAAGAAACAAAAGCACAAGUUGUCCUUGUUCAACAACAAAAAGAGACAUGUAAUAAUUGUGAACAGGUUCAAGUAGUACAGAAGGUUAAGGAAGAAUGCCACGAAUGUGGAACCUCAGGUGGCACAAGUCUAAUGACAGGAGGUACAUCUGGUGGCGGAAGUGGUGGAGGAAUGACAGGAGGUGGAAGUGGCAGUGGAAUGAUGGGAGGCGGAGGUGGAGGAGGAGGAGGUGCCAUGGGAGGAGGAAUGUCAUCAGGAGGUGGGGGUAGUGCAGGAAUGACUGGAGGUAGCGAAUGUCAUCCACUGCCACCAGAUUGUCAUCCAUCAUGUAUAAAGUAUGAUGUGGCUCAUUGCCGGAUCUGUGAAUGUACAAGUAAUCCAGGGCAUGGAAUAUCAUACCGAAGAUAAGACUUUGUAUCAGACAAUACAGUUUACAAUAAUAACGUUUAGACAUUACUUUCACCAUUAAAAUUAUACAUAACUAAUAAAGUGGUGUUCUCAUAAA